Thermochaetoides thermophila DSM 1495 is the source of this 1128-nucleotide messenger RNA. RefSeq names its product nitrilase-like protein. The transcript is spliced from 3 exons. The record is from RefSeq and is a predicted model, not a curated record. Lineage: Eukaryota; Fungi; Ascomycota; Sordariomycetes; Sordariales; Chaetomiaceae. Gene Ontology annotation, molecular function: catalytic activity. The coding region runs from base 1 to 1128 and encodes 375 amino acids.
AUGGCUCCCACAACCAUCCGUCUCGGGACUGCCUCUCCCGCCACUCAAUCCACAACUUCUGAGACCUUGAUCCAACUGGAACACAUUGCGCGGCGCGCAGCCUCCAAGAAGAUCGAUAUCCUCCUCUUGCCCGAAGCAUAUAUUGGGGGCUAUCCGCGGGGGUCCAGCUUUGGCUGUGUUGUAGGCUCGCGCAGCACAGAAGGCCGUGACGAGUAUUUACGCUAUUUCCAAAAUGCCGUCGACCUCGGCGACUCUGUAGGUGAUGGCGCUGGCGCUGGAAAGGCUUGGAUCAACCGCGAAUUGCCUAGCGAUGUGGUGCCCGGAUCUGAGGGCGAGAAGCCAUCAAAGGCAAAAAGGGGAGAUGGUACACGCGAGGAGCUCGAGAGAAUCGCCCGUGAAACAGGAGUAUUCAUCAUUACUGGUCUGAUCGAGCGAGCCGGUGGAAGUCUUUACUGCGCUGUAGUCUACGUGUGUCCGCGAUUGGGAAUCAUUGGGAAGAGGAGAAAAGUUAUGCCAACUGGAUCAGAGCGUCUCAUCUGGGCCCAAGGCUCGCCUGCCACUCUUCGUGCCGUCAGCACAACGAUUCGCGGUGUCCGUAUCAACUUAGCGGCCGCCAUCUGCUGGGAAAACUACAUGCCCCUGCCCCGUCGCACGUCCUUUGUGACGGAAGAUGGCUUCGAGAUAGCACUCCCCGGUCCGUCGCACUCCCCUCGUUCGUCUCAUUCCCAAGCCCCACCGCCACCAGCCGCCCGUCGACGGCAAUCCAUCUUCGACGAAGACGGUAACGAGAUCGUUCUGCCCGGUCCAAAACCGCAUAAAACGCCAUCCCCUCGACCGGCAUUACAACCCCGCCCCGCAGCAGUCAUAAGUUCAACUUCAACACAUACACCACCCAAGCCCGAACCAGCCUUCCUCUCGCGUGGUGGGUCAGCAAUCGUCUCUCCUUUUGGCGAUGUCCUUGCCGGUCCGCAGUGGGAAGAUGAUGAAGGGCUUAUCUGGGCGGAUGUUGAUUUUGACGAUUGCGUCAGGGGCAGGUUGGAUCUGGACGCCGCGGGAAGUUAUUCGAGGAAUGAUAGUUUCAAGCUUUCAGUGGACGGACUGGAUCUCACCCCAUUGCCUUACUAUUAA